AUGAACAUCGAUUCAUACGAACAGCUUACAACCCAAAGCGGAUGUUUAAGAUUAAAAAGACGUGGAUCAAUUCCGGCUUUGACAAUCUUCGUCGUUUAUGCGUCGACAUCAAACUAUGACGAAGAAGAAGUCGAAGCGUUCUAUAUGGACUUUGAGAAGUUCUACAGAGAAGACCACGCAUUCCUCAAGGUCAUCAUUAGAGAUUUCAGCACCAAGAUUGGACCAACAAGAACGUCUGAAGAACGCCACAUUGCAACCCACGGAUUAGAAUGGAACGAACAGAGUGAACGGCUGCCUGAGUUUAUCAAGGCGACUAAGACAAUCCAUGAUAACUCGCAAUUCCAGAAGCCCUACCCUCAGCGCUGGAAGUGGGAGCCUCCCAAUGGAGAGUUCCAUAAAGAAAUAGACCACAUCAUAGUAAAUAGAAGGUUUCGCCUAACCGAUGUCGCUGUUGUCCCAAAAUUCUACACGGGGUCAAACCACAGUCUCCUCCGUGCAAGAUUCUAUUCCUCGCGGAAAGGAGAAAAAGCCGCUAAAUUCCAAAAACCAAAGUGGCAGAACUACCGCAAACUGGGAACUUCAUUAGUCGGCUGUUGGCAAGAUGCCGUUAUCGAUAACAUCGACGAAGAUACGAUUGGCUCAUCCAACUUCUUCACGUUAGCGCUAUGA
Messenger RNA from Angiostrongylus costaricensis, 669 nucleotides. The record is from the annotation of a GenBank genome assembly. NCBI's taxonomy places the organism in Eukaryota, Metazoa, Nematoda, Chromadorea, Rhabditida, Metastrongylidae.